Molecule: messenger RNA, 1308 nt
Organism: Colletotrichum navitas
Lineage: Eukaryota; Fungi; Ascomycota; Sordariomycetes; Glomerellales; Glomerellaceae
Exons: 4
Coding region: 1-1308 (435 amino acids)
Source: RefSeq, a predicted model, not a curated record
AUGGCGGCAAACGCCCUGCCUGUAGAGCUGAUCGAGCUCAUCUUUGCCCAUGUUUCUUCGACUGGCGACACGAAGACCCUUAGGCUCUUCUGGCGCGACGAUGUGAUGAGGCUCGAGAACUGGUCUCGACACGACAGGCUCCGCCGCCACCUCCGGUCCUGGACUGUUAACUUGGCGCGCCUCAAUGAACAUCCCGGCCGCCACGCGAGCUUCUUCCAGUACUGGUUCAUGGACCCCGAGGACAGGGAGUCGCUGGUGUUGAGACAUGGCUGGGCGGAGUUCUACGACGCGGAAGCGAGGAGGAAGGCGAUAGCACGUCUCGCCGAAGAGGAAGAGGGUGAUGUAAAGCGGUUGGUCAAUGCGGCGGCGAGAUUGAAGCACUUGAGCACUGCCCAUAUGAGGCGUUUGCGGACCCCGUCAGUGAGGUGGUCCGAGCCGUGUGAGGCGAGUACAAUGCUUGGGAUGCUGGCGAUGGUGUUGAUGAAUUUUGGCUGCUUGAAGAGGUUUGAAGUUGACCGCUUGCCUAUGAAAAUGACGCCGUCUGUUACGACGGAGACGGCCUGGGGUGAAUUUGCAAGAAGCGUAGGGGAACGGCUGGAGGAAGCAAAGCUCGGCCUGGACUAUUCGGGGUCGGCUGGAGAAGAGACGGCCAGAGAGACAAUGGAGAACGUCUCUGGUAGCUGGACUCAGCUUGUGGAAGUGCUGUUGGCGAGCUGCCGACGUGUCAAAUCAUUGGAGGUGAAGCAGCACUUCUAUCGCCCGCUCGGAGACCGUUCGCGCAAGACGGGACGGUUGAACCAAGUGCUGUUGAGGUGCACUACGUGGAGGCUAACGGACCUGAAGCUGGAGGGUUUCGCUACCACGCAAGAGGAACUGUCCGGGUUUCUGAGGGGCCAGCUCACAACGUUGAAACGGCUGAGGCUGGGCGGACGGGGAGUCGCCAACGUGAGGGACAAGUCCAGGGGGGGGAUAUGGCUCGAGAUGGGGACAUGGUUCGGAUUCUUUACGGGGUUAAGGGGCAGGUUGAGAGCGGACAAGGCUGGCUGUGUGCUGGAGAAGAUCCAUCUCGAGGGGGGCUUUCGGCAGGUUGACAGAGUCGAGGUCGAUGGCGAGGAGAGGGGGCUGGUCGAGAACUAUGAUUUUUAUCCAAUAACCGACGACAACUGGGCGCUUUUGGAGACGCCUGCGUGGGUGAGGGCGGGCUUCUCUACGAUUUAUCUGGACAGAAGUGCGUUCGUAAGGUACGCUCUUGGGGACGAGGAUGUUAGCUAUCCCGGAUUUACAGGGGGAUUACUCGGCGAGGUUUGA